AGGUUUUAUUACGAAGAAGGGAACCAAGCAGGUUCAUUCACACCAGAGCAAUUGAGCUCCAUCAGAAGCGUGAGUUUGGCAAGAAUCAUCUGCGAUAACGGAGAUGAUAUUCAAGCCCUUCAGCCCCUGGUUUUCUUCCAACCAUCCAACAUUCAAAUUUUAUUGAUUUCAAAUUUUCUCCUGAAUCAGAAACCCAAGAAUGCCAUGCAACAGCUUCGCCAUACCAAGUUUGGACCUGACCUUGUGGCAAUCCAUCACUCAACCGAGCCAAAAACCGGGUUGUGUAGCUUUCUCCUUCCGGUUCUUUUCGCGUCUAUUUUCAUGGAUGCCUCUCGGUUUUUUGCUCUCUUCGUCCGGCUGCGGAUGUGGUCAGUCGUGGUAGCUGGGGAAAAGCUGGGGGAAAACCCCGGUGGGAAAUUAACUCGGGUUUCUCUAGUCGCUGGGCCCCUUGGAUUCCACAAGCGUAGCCCAAACAGACGGGUUUCAGGAAAAGUUCUCAAUUUGUUUCUGGGGGCUCAUGGUGGGCAGAUGAGGAGUGCGUUUGUUAUCCCUUGGGGAGAAGGUGGAUGGGAUGUGUGGGGUGGAGGUGUUCUAUUGCAAAGCAAAUUUUUAGUUUAUUACAACCCAGUACUAGGAAACCGCACAAGUGCUCUGCCUGAACAGAGCAAACCACUCGCUUAUAUA
Messenger RNA from Notodromas monacha, 684 nucleotides. The record is from the annotation of a GenBank genome assembly. NCBI's taxonomy places the organism in Eukaryota, Metazoa, Arthropoda, Ostracoda, Podocopida, Cyprididae.